GUCAUUUGUUAUUGUUGUGUUAUUGUUAAUGAGUUGAUAAGCAGCAUUAACAUUAUACAAAACCAAAACCUUUUAAAAAUAAAAAGCGCAUUUCACGAUUCAACAAGAUGAAAUGAACACAACGCUAACCUUAACCGAAUGAUUGUCGCACAAAGCAAAAAGUUAUGUAAAUAACUAUAGUGGAGAGACGAAAGUGCAAUGAUAGGCGAUCAAGUUUUGACAAUCUGGAAAAAUAUUUAUUGCUCAAAGGAAUUCUAAAACAAAUAAUGAUAUAGAAAGUGUUUUAAUUUUUAAUGCAUUUAAAAGUGAACCAAAUUUCUACAAAGAAAAAUUUGCAAAGUGAAGCAAGCAGGUGUUACGGGUGAAUGCGGAAAAGUAAAAUACAAUAUACCUACGUCGGAAAUGCGACAAAGAUCCUUGCCAAACAUUUUUUUUAUUUAACACUUGGCCCGUUUGGAUUUCUUGAUUAUUUAUAGUGAUCGCCACAUCUAGCAUUGAUCUUCACGUCACACUCUUCAUGAACUUUUCCAUCGCGUCCCCAACGCUUGCAGUAUCGCUGUAUAUUUUUGGUGUUAUAAGACAAAAGACAACCAAAACAAAGAAUUUUCAAAUGUUAGUUUGGUCUCUAUUUUGUUUAUCGAAGCAACAAAAAUAGCAAAGCGAACUCAUAAGGCCAUCAAACAAUACCUCAACAAGCAAAAUGCAAAGCCAAAAACAGACAGUACCAAACACUGCCACUGCAGCACCACCUUCCCCACCCGCUCCCGAUCCAAACGCUGCACCCACUGCUGGUGCUCGAAAUCAACUAAGACCGGUCAUUUCUUUUGCCGACAGUUUUGCUUGCACAUAUAUUGUUUCGGUGAUUGGUGCAGCUAAUGCCGAAUUGGUUACAUAUCCAUUAGAUUUAACCAAAACUCGAUUACAGAUUCAAGGAGAAGCUGCACGCCAUCAAGUUGCCACCAAUGCAGUUGGAAAGACUCACCCACAGGUACAAUACCGUGGCAUGAUAGCUACUGCGGCUGGCAUAGUUAGAGAGGAAGGACCCCUAAAACUAUGGCAAGGAGUGACUCCAGCGCUAUACAGACAUCUCGUAUAUAGUGGCGUAAGAAUAUGUACUUAUGAUUUCGCACGCAAGGAAUUGGCGAAAAAUGAAAAAGGACAGAAUGUAUCUCUGCCACUAUGGAAAUCAGCUCUAUGUGGUGUUUCCUCGGGUGGUUUAGCUCAGUGGCUAGCAUCGCCAGCAGAUUUAGUAAAAGUACAAAUACAAAUGGAAGGGAAACGGCGUUUAAUGGGUGAACCCCCACGAGUACACAGUACAGCUCACGCUUUCCGAGAGAUUUUGCGACGUGGUGGUAUCAAAGGCCUUUGGAAGGGCAGCAUACCUAAUGUGCAGCGGGCGGCAUUGGUUAAUUUAGGCGACUUGACUACUUACGACACAAUUAAACACUUGAUUAUGAACAAGUUGCAUAUGCCAGAUUGUCACACGGUACAUGUGUUAGCUUCAGUAUGUGCCGGAUUUGUAGCCGCUUUUCUGGGGACCCCCGCGGAUGUUGUCAAGACGAGAGUAAUGAAUCAACCCACGGACGAAAAGGGCAGAGGUCUGUUAUAUAGAGGCGCCAUAGACUGCCUUCGUCAAACUGUUAACAAAGAAGGAUUUCCUGCUCUAUAUAAGGGAUUUUUACCCUGUUGGAUACGAAUGGCUCCUUGGUCUCUAACCUUUUGGUUGUCAUUCGAACAAAUACGCACAAUGAUUGGUGCCUCCAGUUAUUAACCUAACAAAUGGCGAGGUGUGUUUUUAUUUUAUUAUGAAAACAAGUCGACAACAGAAACAUCACGUAUACAAAAUGUUAUUUAUAUGCACAUACGCAAUUUUAGAAAUAAAUUCAUAGAUACUGUCCUUUUUGAAGAACACCAAUCUCUACGUUUUUUUUCUGUUGAAAUGGUUAAAGAAAAAAUUGGAUCCGAUUAUGAAAAAUUUUAAAUUCAAUGUUUCAAAAUCGUUUCGAACCAACAGAGAGGUCAUAUCAACAAUAUCGACUGUCAUAUCCAAUAGGUAUCGAUUAGAUAUGUAUUGCGUGGAAAGAACCAAUGUGUAGCACAUAUGAAUUUACUUCUAAAUAUGAGUAUGUGCAUAUAUAUAUGAAUGUAUGUACUUGUUGUUAUAUUUUAUUACCUUUUUCCUGAUAAUUAGUACUCGUAGUAGUAAUUGUUAUUAACACUUUCUCUUUCUAAAACAGAAAGCAACUCCUGUUUCAGUGCCUCUAAUUUUAGAUGACUACGAUAUGUGCAUGUACAAAAAUUAUUAUCUCUAAAUUUAAAAUCGAUGAAAAAAUGGGUUGAAGUCAUUGUUGAACAUUGCAUUAUUGCUGUUGUAUAGAAUAUUUCUAAAAUGAUGUAUGUAUCAAUGGAUAUAUGGAUGUUGCACAAUUGCUUCGUUUUGAACUUGGCAGAUUUAAAUUAAUAUUUUUUUUUAAAAAUUAUUAUUUUGUUAUUUAAUCUCGUUUUUUUUUUGCUAAAAUUUCCUUUUUUUUAUAAAAAAAAAAAUAAAAUUUUCUUAUUGAAUAUUUUAUGCCUUAGGAUUUUUUAUUGUUUGUUUAUUAUGCCAAAUAAAAAUGAACUUUUGUGAAGCUGUCCAUGAGCAAAGAUUUGAUCAAAUUAAAGCAUAGUUUCUUUUUAAUUUUAUGUAUGCUUUAUAAAUGGAUGUUUGUUAAUUGUUAUAUUAUGACCUCACGCAAAUUAUUAUUGAAAAGCAAAAAAGCGAAAAAAAUCGAUAAACAAGACAAUAUCAACAAAAAUUUUA
Messenger RNA from Stomoxys calcitrans (stable fly), 2800 nucleotides. RefSeq names its product mitochondrial uncoupling protein 4 (gene Ucp4A). The transcript is spliced from 5 exons. Bases 701 to 1771 code for a protein of 356 amino acids. Gene Ontology annotation, cellular component: mitochondrial membrane. The record is from RefSeq and is a predicted model, not a curated record. Lineage: Eukaryota; Metazoa; Arthropoda; Insecta; Diptera; Muscidae. Gene Ontology annotation, biological process: response to cold; mitochondrial transport.